This is a messenger RNA of Trifolium pratense (red clover), 1444 nucleotides long. RefSeq lists its product as uncharacterized. Gene Ontology annotation, molecular function: hydrolase activity, acting on carbon-nitrogen (but not peptide) bonds, in linear amides. The transcript is spliced from 7 exons. NCBI's taxonomy places the organism in Eukaryota, Viridiplantae, Streptophyta, Magnoliopsida, Fabales, Fabaceae. Gene Ontology annotation, cellular component: membrane. The record is from RefSeq and is a predicted model, not a curated record. Bases 212 to 1060 code for a protein of 282 amino acids. Gene Ontology annotation, biological process: ceramide metabolic process.
AAAGAAAGGAGAAAUAAGUGUUUCUAAUUUUGAUUUUGAUGCGCGUGGAUGUACGAGGUUGUCAUUUUCUGCAUAUAAUUAGUACCAACCAGAUACCAACAAACAAAACCGAAACCAUGUACUGAAAACGGAGUGUGUAUUUUUUAAGGAACAACCAAAAACACAAACAACACUGAGAAAAACACAGAAAAAAGAAACGAAAGAGAAAGUGAUGACAAUGAUGAGUUUGAGUUGGAGUUUGGUUUCAAUUGCAAACAAAAAACAACAACAACUCAGAAGAUUCAAGAUAACAAUUCAUCGUCUUUUCGGAUUUGCAUUUCUAUGUUCUAUCUCUUUCUUUCUCUUUUCUCCCAAAAUUCCACGCUCUCCCAAUUACCACCAAUUUGCUGACAUGCGCAAUCUUCUUGGAGUCCCUAACACAUUGAAUGUGAUCACAAAUUUUCCAUUUUUAGUUGUGGGUGUUCUUGGAUUGAUUCUUGCUCUUGAAGGAGGGUUUUUUACUAUAAGUUCUCAAGCAGAGAUAUCGACUUGGAUACUAUUCUAUGCUGGAAUUUUAGGGGUGGCUUUUGGUUCUGUUUAUUACCAUAUGAAGCCUGAUAACAAUAGGGUCUUAUGGGACACUUUGCCGAUGAUGGUGGCAUAUUCCUCACUUUUCUCUAGUUUGGUUGUUGAGAGAAUUGGCCAGCGGAUUGGGUUGGGUUGUAUGUGUGCCCUCCUUUUUGCAGCCUUUACUUGUAUAGUUUAUGAAAGAAUUUAUGAUGAUAUUCGACUCUGCUUGAUGUUCCAGUUAAUUCUUCCUUUAGCUAUUGCUGCAGUAGCGUAUAUGUAUCCCUCCAAUUAUACUCACUCGACAUAUUGGUUUUCAUCGAUAGGUAUUUAUCUGCUAGCAAAACUUGAAGCUGUUUCUGAUAAGAAACUCUACCGCGCAAAUAACUACGUUAUCAGCGGGCACUCUUUGGAACACGUGUGCUUAGCGCUUAUCCCAUUUUUACUUAGUGUUAUGCUCAUCUGCAGGGAACGCAAAUUCAAAAGGUAUUUGAUGAUGAUUAGGAGAUCUUAAAGAUCAACUUUGAAGACAAGAACUGAGAUUGACAAAGGUGUUGAUGUUAUGUACAAUUUCUCUCGAAUACCAGAUAUGUUGCAGUAAAAUCAACGAUGAAUGGAAACAACAUUCAAUGAUUUUAUGAGUGAUUUUAGAUGGUCCACAAAGGUGAUGGCAUUCUGUUCCAUCAUAACUUGUAGAACUGACAAAUUUAGCUGUAUAUUAGAGUCACACCAAUAAGCAUGUUGAGGAUGAUACUAGGAAAAAAGACAAGCCAGAAUUCUUAAUUAAGUUGUUUUCCUACGUAUUUGAUCAUUGCUAAUGUGAAUCUUGGAACUAAGUUGUCCAUAAACAGAAUAUAGUUUCUCCAACACAAGUCAUUGAAAGUUUUUGUAUCUACUA